Molecule: messenger RNA, 2413 nt
Organism: Macrobrachium nipponense
Lineage: Eukaryota; Metazoa; Arthropoda; Malacostraca; Decapoda; Palaemonidae
Product: protocadherin Fat 3-like
Exons: 9
Coding region: 986-2413 (475 amino acids)
Biological process (GO): homophilic cell-cell adhesion
Cellular component (GO): plasma membrane
Molecular function (GO): calcium ion binding
Source: RefSeq, a predicted model, not a curated record
UCAUGCGACUUACGGAUUUUGUAAUAUCUGAUCUCGUAGAACGAACGUCAUUUCCUGAAAGUAAUAUAAUAUCAAUUCAUAGAAUUCAUCAGAACCUGCGCCAAACUCCUUGGAAACUCUUAUCGUCAGUUCUUUCAUAUUAAGUCAAAUAACGUCAAAAUAUGUUAGGAUAUUGUUGGAGCCUGAAUCACGUGAAUUUUCAGCCCAGUCUCCGAGAGUCCAACUGCAAGACCAAGUUCCAACUUCCAAGUUACUUGCCAAGUUGCCUAUGCCAAAUUACCAAUAAAGUUGCCAGUUGCCGCCUUGAAUCUGUGACGAAUAGAGUAACUGUGCUGAAUCUGUGCUAAGAAGACCGACUGUGUUGUAGUAUGUUGACUAGAUUGGAAUCGAAUACUUAUGAGACCUGGUGAAAUCUGUCCGAGGACGAAGGAUGUCUCUAGUCUUUAAAGACGGGCGCAGCUGAGGUCUCCCUGGGAUAUUCCCUAUGUGCGAAUUUGGUGUAUCCCCCGAGGACAUCUUAGACACAGAAGCCUAGAAAUAUAAUCGCAUCAAACGCAUUGUCUUUUGAAGAGACUGUUUUCUUUGGUCAUAAGGAACUUAUUUGCGGAUGUUUGCUGCAGGCCCUUGUGCACGGAACAAUGUAAUCGCUUAAAGGGGAACCGAAUGUGGUGUACACAUUAUAGUAACGUUCCCAGCGCUCAGAAAACAGCUCGGGCUCGUUCAUUUUAGGCAUUACGACGAACUGAUAUUAUUCAGGUUUGUGUGACCUGUUUUCUGAUUUUCGGCCCUCUACAGUAAGCGAUUAAGGAUUGAAACCUUGUGAAGCAUUCAUAAAUUGAAAAAGGAAGAAAAGACUGUCAUUUGAUAUGCAAGUGAACGAUGCUGAAUAAGAUAAUCAAGACUUGAAAACUACUGCUCACAGUUGCGUUUCGUCGAAGAAUACUUCUCUGAUACAUAGCAAAGCACCAGUUCGCUUCACGUAGACAUGGCCAUCAACGUAGUUCUUCCCAUUCUGAUUCCACUUGAGGAGAACCUUCGUAAUGCAACGCGGCUUUUGUCUGAGUCUGGAAGGUCGCUGCUUGAAUUCACACAGCACCGGUACUGCGCCCUUCUCAGGGAGGACGCGCCCACUUCUUCAGACGUCAUCACGGUUGUGGCCCAUCAUAAAGAAGGUGCCUCCAUCAGAUACAGCAUCACUGGUGGAAACCGAGAUGGCCUUUUUACCAUCGACCAGAAAACGGGACUAAUCACACUGGCAGCUGCUCUGGACUACGAACUCUACGAUAAGCACGAACUCGUAGUUUCGGGCGAGGGCGGAGGUCAAGUGGUCCACACGAUUGUGCAGGUAGCUGUGGCAGACGUGAAUGACAACCCACCUGUCUUCACUAAUCCAGAUCCAUACGUCACCGUCAUCGAGGAGGACGAUAGGCACCUCCCAACCACUCUUAUAAAAGUCGAGGCCAGUGACCCAGACCAGUCGGACGAAUCUGGGCUUUUAUUCACUCUGCGAGGAGACGGGGUUGAUGGUUACUCUCCAGAGGAUGCCUUCUUUAAGAUACAUCCACGGACGGGAGACCUUUUGCAGUUGAGAGCCCUCGACCGUGAUCCGCCAAAUGGGAAAAGAAUGUGGAAGUUGAGAGUCAAAGUGCAAGAUGGUCAGGAACCUUGGAAGGCUGGAAAACGGCCCAAAGGAACGAAAAACACAUCUCUGAACUCGAGCGAUCACUCGCCAUCGUGGGACUACGAAAACGAGUUUCAAAAUGACCAGCCCAUUGAAAAUACUCUUGAAGGAGACGAUGAAGUGACCAAACCUAACAAAAAGGGCGGCUUUAAAUGGGACAUUUCCAAAGUUCACGAAGAUGAAAUUAGCAGACUGUGGGAGACAAAAGGCAAUGGGUAUGAUCGGCUUGUGUCGCUUCAAAAUGGUGGGUCAAGUGCAAGAAAACAUGCUUGGUCACGAGAAAGAAACCAUAAAUAUAAAACAAGGCCAGUAUUUUGGACAUAUUCGAAUGACAGGCAACACCCGUACACACAGCACUUUUGGAAAUUCCAGGAAAUAAGUUAUAAAGAUACCAAACAGCUAUCCUGGAAUGACCAAGCUAGGUUUGGUAUUCCCAAGUCUGUAUACAAUUACAAGAAUGAGGAAAACUCGCAUCAAAACAGCUGGGAGCUCCCUAAGAGAUUGAGAGACGAUAAAAGGAUAGAUAAAUGGGUCAGCAGACCUGAAUCCAAAGUAAGAGAGAGUGACGGUGAUGAAGAAACGGAAUCGAGUUUCAGCGACAGGAGACCCAAUGCUGAUGAUCAUACCAGGCACGUUAACCGGUUAAGAGACGCCCUCAGUGACUCCACCAACAGGAGAACAGCAGAUGGACAAGGAGCGAAAUUUCAAAAUACAACAAAGGGAGAGGUUUAG